Messenger RNA from Porites evermanni, 975 nucleotides. The record is from the annotation of a GenBank genome assembly. NCBI's taxonomy places the organism in Eukaryota, Metazoa, Cnidaria, Anthozoa, Scleractinia, Poritidae.
AUGUUGUUUGUUUUAUCGCUUAUGGCGGCUUUCUGCUCUGCUAAGGACAACAAACCACCAGACACCAAGGAAACUGCAUUUAUACUUCGAUAUACUUAUGGCCACUGCACGUAUUUUUUAUUCCAGUUGAAAAGGUUAGUUUAUGGAUAAAACUAGGAAGUUACGUAUCGUAUGUGAAUGCUACUAUUAGAUCAGUCUUCAGCUUUAAAGGGAAAUGUUCCAAAUUCAGAAAUAACAUUAGGCGGUAUGAUUAUUUGCAAGAAAAAUCGAUCGGUAUUUUAAGAAGAGAAAAAUCAUUUUCAGUUUUAAAAUAAUCAAAAGCGGACGCAUCAAAGAAACCCAGAUUAAAACUUGCAAAUUUACUUACUUACAAUUUACUUUAGUAUUUACUUCCUCUCCUGGAUUGAAGCUCUAGAUGACAAAUUCUGUCGAUCUUCAGCAGCCUGUUCCAUCUUGUAAUGGCGGACAAACCGGGAUGUGGACAUACAUGACAUGUGUCCCAGGAGCCCCUGGGGCGCCAGGUAGUGAUGGAACUAAAGGAGACCUGGGCAGCCCGGGGAAAAAUGGGACCCAGGGACCACGUGGUGCUGACGGAAAGAAAGGAGCAAAGGGAGAGCCUGGGAUCCAGGGUUCUCCCGGCCAAAAAGGAGAGCGAGGGGACAAAGGCAACAGUGGAACGCCGCGACUGGCUUCACACAUGAACUGGAAGGAGUGUGCUUGGAAAAAGAGAGACGAGAACAAUACAGGACUGAUAUAUGUAAGUGAGCAAGUCACUUAAUUGUUACCAGAUAACCAGAGUCAAAAAGUACUUUAUUAUCGAUUUGUUAGUUCAAACCAAAUAAUUUUCAUACUGUGAAAAUCACAAAACAAAUAAUUGUCAUACUGCACAGAAGCUAUUUUGAUUCUUUAUAUCUCGUUUAGAACUGUGACUUUGUGAAGAAAUACCCAGACAGUUCCCUCCAUGGCUACUGGUAA